UGAAGCGGCUAUCAUGGCAUUCGACCGCGUCGGGCUCCAGCUCAGGCACCGGACCCAUUCUCACAAUCUCUGCCGAUGCGGACGCAGUCAUUCUCGGUCAGCGCGACUCCAUCCCGGCAGUACCCGCUAUCCCUGCGGUACUACCAGAGAGUUCUUCUCAGCCGCGUUCUCUAGGUGCUCUUGCUAGCCGAAUUACCAGGGCGACAACGUCCAAAGCAUCGUCGAGCAUUGCGACUGCGUCACCAGUACACAACACGGCAGAGCUCACGGCGAAUGGAAGCCCAGUUGUCAAGAUCAGUCCCAUUCGAUCGAUGCAGCCAGCGAGGAAGCCUAGUCUUGACGCUCAUUCUCCCCAGCUGCCUUCGUCUCCGUCUAUGAUCUUCCCAGACGCGACGACUGUUAAGAGCACACCCGAGGUAAUUGCAGGGGCUGAACGCAGUGUAUCGCCGAUGUCAAAUAGGUCCGCGACGCGUACACCUGAGCCCAGGUCUGUACCGUUGCUUCGAGACUUCUCUGAACCGCCUGUGGAUUCCUGGGACGCUUAUCGGCUUGAAGACCUUUCGGAGCCUGCGAUUGCGCCAAAAUCUGAUGACUCCCUCAAUGUCAGCAAAGUCAGGCGGACAGCACCAGCACGUGAGGACGCGAGUCCCUCACCAAGCUCGUUUGACCAUUAUACUGUUCAGGACGACUCAACCGCAAACGCCAGUGCUGCCGAGUUGAGUUCUUCGUCUCUGCCUCAAGCUGAGCUAUCACGCGACACGGUCCGUACCCAGGAUCCUCCUAAGCCAAGGACCGCGGAGACUGCCAGGUCGAUCAGUAUUGGCAACCCAUUGGGUCGCGGAAUACCUAAAGCUCGUCAGCCUUUUCGCCGCCAAUUCACACCUGUGGUCUCCUCGUCACCUGCAGAAGAUAUAACCCCGGAUAACCAUGACAAGAAGACUGUGACGAGCAAGGUCAAAGCCAAACGCAGUAUUCUCAACCUGUUCAACCGUGAGAAGACGCGCACAAGAUUACCAGAGCCGGCGGCAUCCAAGCAAGGAUUCAUGAGUAGCACGCAAAGCUCGCUCGCUAAGGUCUUGCGCGAUCCCAAGAGCCUCUCGAAAGUCCAUCUGCCUAGAAAGACUGAACCGAAGCUGGAGACUGAGUCUGAUCAUGUCUUUAAUAAGAAGAGUUACCAGCCAGGCAUGUUCGCUGCAUUUCCCAGCGGUAGAGCCACCCCGGCCGAACAGCCAUCGUCUGGAAGGCCGAGCCAUGCAGAUGAGAUGCUCCACGACAUCGUCGAACGCAUAGAUGCGCAACCUGAGAAUUCACAAGAGCGUCUGCGUCACGUGGAGAUUGCAGAGUGUAUCAUUUCGGCCGCUGAUAGUUCUCGCAAAGCCAACAUCAGCGCUAUGGAAGCGAGGAAGAAUGCUUGUGAAGCGGAAUAUCAUGCAGACCGCGUCACGUCAGAAUUCACACGCCUGCGCGAGCUACUCGACACCACGGCGAUUGAUGCUCAGUCCCUGAGAUAUAUCAAGAGUUUCCUAACUAAGGUUGAACGCAAACGAUCGAGAGAGGAGGUUCGUCGAGGAUUCAUGCCGGGAUUCCAUACAGCAUGUUGAGGGUAUUUGGCAUUCUUGACUGUGCCCGCAAACCGACGGUUAACAAAGAAUAGCACGGCGGGACGACUGUACCAUACCCCACGAUUGCGCCCUUUUACGGUCUCGCGAUGCUACGAAAGCAUACGUUCAUGGACCGACCCGAUGUUUUGCCCACUAUUUCGCAAGAACAUCAUCUAAUGAUUGGAAGACGACACGGCUGGACACUGAAUUAGUUGACCGGACU
This is a messenger RNA of Alternaria rosae, 1824 nucleotides long. RefSeq lists its product as uncharacterized. The transcript has 3 exons. The record is from RefSeq and is a predicted model, not a curated record. Bases 312 to 1601 code for a protein of 429 amino acids. Lineage: Eukaryota; Fungi; Ascomycota; Dothideomycetes; Pleosporales; Pleosporaceae.